GGAGGGGAGGGCUGCCGAGCCUAGGAUCCCGGAGUCCGGGGUUCCGGGGGCGGCCGGAUGUGGGCUGCACCUGCGGUCGGCGCGCUCCGGCCUCUCUAAGCCCGCUGUGGCUCUGUCACCCGCCAGGAGCUCAGCCAUGUGGGCCCCCAGCCAACGGCAGCUCUGCGUGGCUUUCCUGCUAGUGUGUGUCCUUUCAGCCACCUUGUUCCUCUACGUCCACCAAGACCUCUUUCCCAACGGCCUGGCCCUGACGGCCCUGUGUCCAGGCCGCCGCCUGGUGCCAUCCCCUGUGGCCAUCCUCUGCCUGUCCCCCAACACCUCCGCCUGCCUCAAGCCCCCUGCCUCCCUCUCGGGAACCUGGACCAUCCACCCAGACGGCCGGUUCGGCAACCAGAUGGGGCAGUAUGCCACGCUCCUGGCCCUGGCCCAGCUCAACGGUCGCCGGGCCUUCAUCCUGCCCUCCAUGCAUGCCGCCCUGGCCCCCGUGUUCCGCAUCACCCUGCCGGUGCUGGCGCCCGAGGUGGACAGCCGCACGCCCUGGCGGGAGCUGGAGCUCCACGACUGGAUGUCCCGGGAGUACGCCCGCUUGAGCGACCCCUUGCUGAAGCUCACCGGCUUUCCCUGCUCCUGGACCUUCUUCCACCACCUCCGGGAGCAGAUCCGCAGGGAAUUCACGCUGCACGACCACCUUCGGCGAGAGGCCCAGGGUCUGCUGAGCCGGCUCCGCCUGGGCCCCACCGGGGACCGCCCUCGCACCUUCGUGGGUGUCCACGUGCGCCGCGGGGACUAUCUGCGGGUCAUGCCCCACCGCUGGAAGGGGGUGGUAGGCGACCGCGCUUACCUCCAGCAGGCUAUGGACUGGUUCCGGGCACGGCACGAAGACCCCGUCUUUGUGGUCACCAGCAACGGCAUGGAGUGGUGCCGGGAAAACGUGGACACGUCCCGUGGGGAUGUGAUCUUUGCCGGCGACGGGCAGGAGGGCUCGCCGGGGAGGGACUUCGCGCUGCUCACGCAGUGCAACCACACCAUCAUGACCAUCGGCACUUUUGGCUUCUGGGCCGCCUACCUGACGGGUGGGGACACUGUCUACCUGGCCAACUUCACCCUGCCCGACUCCAACUUCCUGAAGAUCUUUAAGCCCGAGGCUGCCUUCUUGCCCGAGUGGGUGGGCAUUAAUGCAGACUUGUCUCCCCUCCGGUCGUUGGCUGGGCCUUGAGCAGCGGGGAGACUUUCUGGAAUAGCUCGGGCCAGCGUUCUGGGUCUCCGGAGGCCUAGAGGCUUCUGGAGAAGCUUGUGGUAGCUCUGUAGCAGGCGGGCACCCGUUUCUAGAGUAAUCCUAGUUGGCUAGACUUGGAGAAAAAGGACUUGGAGAAAAAGAAACCUAGGGGCUUUCUGUAACUGCCUGGACGUUCUAGAACCAGCAGGGGAUCUUUUCCUGAUGCCUGGCAAUGUCCAGAGAGGCUCACGUCAGUUCUGGAAGGCAAUGCCUUACCCACUGUUCCCAGCAUGGAUCCAGGGUACUUCUGGAUGGCUGCACCCCAAAAACGGAGAACUCCCCCCCCCCUUCUAAUGUUGCCUCUGGUCUUUUCUAGAAGAGAAGGACAAUCCUCAGGACUGAAAGAACUUAGGGGUAGUCCACAGCAAGCACUCAUCCACUCCCCUGCUGUGUUUCUGGAGUGGUUCUAGAGAAGGCCAGGUCUCAGGCCUGUGGAGAAUCCUGCAGGGCUCCCCCAGAGGGGAUGAGGUUCUGGAAUUCUAGGAGGAUCUCAGGAAGGGACACUCAGAAGUUCAACACCUCAGCCACUGCCAGAAAGACUGGCAGAACACAAAGUAUCUGUCCUGUGAGGUGGGAAAUCUGUCCAACCUCUCAGCCUCUGAGAAAAAGAAAGACAAAGACUCGUUUUUGAAAUUUAAAAAGAAAAAAAAUAUGUUUUUUAAUGUUUAUUUUUGGGAGAGAGAAAGACAAAGCACAAGCUGGGGAGGGGCAGAGAGAGAGGGAGACACAGAACCUGAAGCAGGCUCCAUCCAGGCUCCGAGCUGUCAGCACAGAGCCCGACUCGGGCUCGAACUCGCAGAUCUAGAGAUCGUGACCUGAGCUGAAGUCAGGGGCUUAACUGACUGAGCCACCCAGGUGCCCCUUGAAUUUUUUUUUAUAUGUUUAUUUUUGAGACAGAGGCAGAGAGCAAGCAGGGGAGGGGCAGAGAGCAAGCAGGGGAGGGGCAGAGAGAGGGAGAGGGAGACACAGAAUCCAAAGCAGGCUCCAGAGCCUGAGGUGGGGCUCGAACUCACGAACUGCGAGAUCAUGACCUGAGCCGAAGUCAGACACUUAACCAACUGAGCCACCCAGGCGCCCCAGAGACUCUAUUUUGAGUAGAUAGACUAAAACGUGGGACUGUUCCUCCACAGGAGGGGGAGAGGUAUGGAUGCUGAAAUACAGCAGCUCGUGGAGCAAAGCCUUCCAGAAACCUAGAGACUUUUUUUUUUUUUGUCAAAAUCUGCCAAAGACAGGCACUUUACAAGUUGGCUCUGAGUUAAGGUUACCUUUCUUCUCAGUUAAGAAAGUUUCCUUCUCUGCAGCUGGGCUGUUGGAUGUAACGGGAUCGAUUUUCUGGAAUUCAGCCAGCAUAAAUAAACGUCAUAAAUGUUUCUUUUGGGCUUGCAGAAAGCUACAGGUAUGGGGACCCUUGCCAACCUGGGCUUCCUCUGAUUUCACAGAACCACUAAACCUGGUUUCGGGCUUCAAAGGCUCUGUAGGCGCCUGGGUGGCUUAGUCAGUUCAGCCUUCGACUUUGGCUCAGGUCAUGAUCUCGCGGUUCGUGAGUUUGGGCCCCAGUGGGGUUCUGUGCUCACGGCUCAGGGCCUGGAGCCUGCUUCGGAUUCUGUGUCUCCCUCUCUCGCUGUCCCCACCCCUCCACCCCCGCUCGACCUCUCUUUCUCUCUCUCAAAAAUAAAUAAACAUUAAAAAAAGAAUGAAAGGAUCUGAAGGUCUGAAAGUAUACGGGACCCGGGCUGGCCUGAAACCCAGGCCAGAGCACAAGGUCUGGCCAAGGAGGAUGGGAUUCUUGACUCAGAUUCCAGGACCCCCUUGGUGCUUUUUUGUAGGGGAUGAAGGUACCUAGCUUUAUUACAGACAACUCUGAUCGCAUCCCCUACCUACCCAGAAGAAUCCAAGCCCCCUUUUUUAAGUCUUCUCAGGGAGUUUUGAGGGAUCAUUCACUAUUCAGCUGCCCCCGGUGGGAGAGAGGGAGGUAUGAAUUAAAAGUCCACACCACCAAACCCUGUCUCUGCAGGUGUUUUGGAGUCCACUGUGUGUGUGUGUGUGUGUGUGUGUGUGUAAGAGGGGAAAUCCAGAACUGCUCACG
This is a messenger RNA of Panthera uncia (snow leopard), 3362 nucleotides long. RefSeq names its product fucosyltransferase 1 (H blood group) (gene FUT1). NCBI's taxonomy places the organism in Eukaryota, Metazoa, Chordata, Mammalia, Carnivora, Felidae. The transcript is spliced from 2 exons. Gene Ontology annotation, cellular component: membrane. Gene Ontology annotation, biological process: carbohydrate metabolic process. Bases 137 to 1216 code for a protein of 359 amino acids. Gene Ontology annotation, molecular function: galactoside 2-alpha-L-fucosyltransferase activity. The record is from RefSeq and is a predicted model, not a curated record.